UCUAAAUGGUAUCGUCCUUGACGGAGAGACGGCCACUAUUUGACAAAGUUGCAUUCGGUAGUUAGCUAGCUAGUUAGGUGUUGAAGUAAUACACGUAGAAAAUAUAUAUUUUGUAACAAUCGGGCCUUGCACGUGUACGCCAAGGGAUUAGAUUUUCGCGUGAACGAGAUGUCAACACCAGCGAGGCGACGUUUAAUGAGAGAUUUUAAAAGGCUGCAAGAAGAUCCUCCAGCUGGAGUUAGUGGGGCCCCAUCAGAAAACAAUAUCAUGGUAUGGAAUGCUGUCAUUUUUGGACCAGAGGGAACACCUUUUGAAGAUGGUACCUUCAAACUAACCAUUGAAUUCACAGAGGAAUAUCCAAAUAAACCUCCAACAGUGCGAUUUGUUUCCAAAAUGUUUCAUCCAAAUGUGUACGCAGAUGGGAGCAUAUGCUUAGAUAUACUUCAGAAUCGUUGGAGUCCAACUUAUGAUGUCUCUUCAAUCUUAACUUCAAUACAGUCUUUACUGGAUGAGCCAAACCCGAACAGUCCAGCAAACAGCCAAGCAGCCCAGCUCUACCAGGAAAACAAGCGAGAGUAUGAGAAGAGGGUUUCUGCUAUUGUUGAACAGAGCUGGCGUGACUGUUGACCCGUGUUAUUCUUCAGGUAUGAACCAUGUCCAGCCCAGAAUCAAGAAAGCACCGCUUAAGUAACCAGAUCUCACAGAAAUAAAGACACAUUUUUAAGUAUUCCCCCGUAUAUUUGUCCCAUAACUGUCGCUGAGUUUGUAUGCCGUUGUGUUGAGGCAUUCGUCAAGCCGAAUGCUGUUGUUGGACAAAAGCUUAUGUUUGUUAAAAGCUAGUGUACUGUUAUCUCUGGGUUACUUGCAAACAUGCCCCAACUCUGUUCUUAAAAGGUAAUAGCCAUUCUGUCACUUUUUUUCACAUGAAGUAAUCUGGCUGGAUGGUGGUGACAGUUAACUCGAUGUGCUUGCUGUGUGGUUUGCCGUGUAAAUGCCAACAGUUACUAUUUACAAAAACACAAGUUUUAUGUGGGUGUUUCUCUUUCAGUGGGCUCACAGCUUUUGGUUUUGUUUCUGCCUCUUUUUUUUCUUUUUUUUUU
Messenger RNA from Thalassophryne amazonica, 1100 nucleotides. RefSeq names its product ubiquitin-conjugating enzyme E2 A. Gene Ontology annotation, biological process: proteasome-mediated ubiquitin-dependent protein catabolic process; protein polyubiquitination; DNA repair. The transcript has 6 exons. Bases 169 to 627 code for a protein of 152 amino acids. The record is from RefSeq and is a predicted model, not a curated record. Gene Ontology annotation, cellular component: HULC complex. Lineage: Eukaryota; Metazoa; Chordata; Actinopteri; Batrachoidiformes; Batrachoididae. Gene Ontology annotation, molecular function: ubiquitin conjugating enzyme activity.